UAGGAACACACACACAGACAUACAUCAAAAGGAAGGAAUCAACAGAGAUUGAGUGACGAAACACGCAUCGCUUGAGCCAAAUUGAAAGUGGUGUCCAAAUCAGGUCUGGAUCGACUCUCAUCGGACCCCUCGGGCGCUGGUGGGCCUCUGUUAACCCCAGGCUUGCCAUUGUGAGUGAUAUUGGUUGAUUUGGGUGGUCGUCGGGGUUUGACGAAGAGGUCAAGAUGGUGUUGGCCGAUUUAGGUCGCAAGAUUAAUGCGGCCCUGCAUUCCCUGUCCAAGGCCACGGUCAUCGAUGAGGAGGUGCUCAAUGGCAUGCUCAAGGAGGUGUGUGCGGCCUUGCUCGAGGCCGACGUCAACAUCCGAUUGGUGAAGAAACUCCGGGAAAAUGUGCGAUCCGUCAUCGAUUUUGACGAGAUGGCCCAAGGACUCAACAAGCGCAGGAUGAUCCAACAGGCCGUGUUUCAAGAACUCAUCAAAUUGGUGGAUCCCGGGGUCAAACCUUAUCAGCCCAAGAAAGGCCGCUCCAACAUUGUCAUGUUUGUGGGUCUCCAAGGUUCGGGCAAAACCACCACGUGUACCAAAUUGGCUUGGUAUUAUCAGAAGAAGGGCUGGAAGGCGUGCUUGGUGUGUGCCGACACAUUUCGAGCCGGAGCUUACGAUCAAUUGAAACAGAACGCCACCAAGGCCCGCAUUCCGUUCUACGGCAGUUACACUGAAGCCGAUCCCGUGGUGAUUGCGGCUGAGGGCGUGAAAAUGUUUCAAGAGGAAGGUUUCGAGAUCAUCAUUGUGGACACAAGUGGUCGCCAUUAUCAAGAGGACGCAUUGUUCGAGGAGAUGUUGGCUGUGUCCAAUGCGGUCGAGCCGGAUAACAUCAUCUUCGUGAUGGACGCCUCCAUUGGUCAAGCUUGCGAGUCCCAAGCCAAGGCCUUCAAGGAGAAGGUGGACGUGGGCUCCGUGAUCAUUUCCAAGUUAGAUGGCCACGCCAAAGGUGGCGGUGCCCUCUCGGCCGUGGCCGCCACGCAAAGUCCCGUGAUUUUCAUCGGUACGGGCGAGCAUAUCGACGACUUUGAGCCUUUCCGCACCAAGCCAUUUGUUCAGAAGCUCUUGGGUAUGGGUGAUAUCGAGGGUCUGAUCAACAAAGUCGAGGAGCUGAACUUGGACAACAAUGAGGAGCUCAUCAACAAGAUCAAACACGGCGAGUUCACCCUUCGUGAUAUGUACGAGCAGUUCCAGAACAUCAUGAAAAUGGGACCUUUCGGCCAGAUCAUGGGCAUGAUCCCCGGCUUCAGCCAAGACUUUCUGACCAAGGGCUCCGAACAAGAGUCUAUGGCUCGCUUGAAACGACUCAUGACCAUUAUGGACAGCAUGAACGAGGGCGAACUCGACCAUAAAGAUGGGGCCAAGGUAUUUUCCAAGGAGCCGAAACGCGUGACUCGUGUGGCUGGUGGCGCUGGGGUCAUGGAGCGAGAGGUCCAAGAACUGUUGAAACAAUACACCAAAUUCGCUCAAGUAGUGAAGAAGAUGGGCGGUAUCAAGGGCUUGUUCAAGGGUGGUGACAUGUCCAAGAACGUGAAUCCUCUUCAAAUGAAUCAACUCAACCAACAGAUGGCCAAGAUGAUGGAUCCCAAUGUCUUGCGGCAAAUGGGCGGUAUGAACGGACUUCAGAGUAUGAUGAGACAGUUGCAAUCCGGGUCGGGCGGGCCCGGGGGACCCGGCGGACCCAUGGGCAAUUUGGAUAAACUCAUGAAUAUGAAGCGAUGAAACGAAUAAUACAAGGAUUUUGUUACAUUUUUC
Messenger RNA from Tigriopus californicus, 1796 nucleotides. It is a transcript of the gene Srp54k, whose product is annotated as signal recognition particle subunit SRP54-like. The coding region runs from base 225 to 1763 and encodes 512 amino acids. NCBI's taxonomy places the organism in Eukaryota, Metazoa, Arthropoda, Copepoda, Harpacticoida, Harpacticidae. Gene Ontology annotation, biological process: SRP-dependent cotranslational protein targeting to membrane; SRP-dependent cotranslational protein targeting to membrane, translocation. Gene Ontology annotation, cellular component: cytosol; signal recognition particle, endoplasmic reticulum targeting. Gene Ontology annotation, molecular function: GTP binding; GTPase activity; endoplasmic reticulum signal sequence receptor activity. The transcript is spliced from 4 exons. The record is from RefSeq and is a predicted model, not a curated record.